Messenger RNA from Calypte anna (Anna's hummingbird), 763 nucleotides. It is a transcript of the gene CDK2AP2, whose product is annotated as cyclin dependent kinase 2 associated protein 2. Lineage: Eukaryota; Metazoa; Chordata; Aves; Apodiformes; Trochilidae. The record is from RefSeq and is a predicted model, not a curated record. Gene Ontology annotation, biological process: regulation of microtubule cytoskeleton organization; negative regulation of G1/S transition of mitotic cell cycle. The coding region runs from base 232 to 624 and encodes 130 amino acids. Gene Ontology annotation, cellular component: cytoplasm; nucleus; microtubule. The transcript has 4 exons.
CGGGUCAGGCCAGGCCAGGCCGCGCCGGCGGGGCCUGCACAACGGGACCGCUACCGGAACCGAUACCGGGGCCGUCGUCGCUGCCGCGCUCCCCUUCGCUCUUCCUCUCGGGUUGGGGUUGAAAGUGCCGGGUUAAAGAGCGGCGAAACGAGCGGCGGGGAGAACGUCGGGGUUGCUCAAUCGCCCCCGCCGCCCUCCAGGCAUCCCGGAGCGGUGGGGCGGCCCUCGGGGAUGUCCUACAAGCCCAUCGCUCCCGCCCCCGUUACCCCCGGAGCUGCUAGUGCCAGCCCUGCCCCACCGGGGCCCGGGGCACCGUCCGCCGCCACGAGCGUCCCAUCGCCCUCCGGUUCCGUCCCCGGCGCCGCCGCCCCGUUCCGGCCCCUGUUCAAUGACUUCGGGCCGCCGUCCAUGGGCUACGUGCAGGCGAUGAAGCCCCCCGGGGCUCAGGGCUCGCAGAGCACCUACACCGACCUCCUGUCCGUCAUCGAGGAGAUGGGGAAGGAGAUCCGGCCCACGUACGCCGGCAGCAAGAGUGCCAUGGAACGGCUGAAACGGGGAAUCAUCCACGCCCGGGCGCUGGUCAGGGAGUGCCUGGCAGAGACAGAGAGAAACGCCCGCACGUAACGGCUGCUGCCACCCGGGACCCUCGCCCACGCACCCCGGGACCCCUGCCCACGCACCCCCACGCCCCAUCCCGUGUCCCUGCCCUGCUGGCAGCGGGGUGGGGGUGGGGGGAGCUGCCGUGCUGCCCACCCCCUCCCCA